UGUCCCUUUGCCUGCUCUGCUCUCCUCUGUUGUAUCUAGAUCCAUCAACAGGACUGCCGCGUGAAUCGUGAUGCAGCAGCAGGAGAUCCAUCUUCGUCGAUUCAUGGAGCAUCAGCCAGACGAGUGCGCGCUGGAGGAGCUGGAGCUGCCCACUGUAGACCUCGAGGCGGAGGAGCCGAGCCUGACGGAGCAGCUGGCGGCGGCGUGCCGGGACCCGGGCGUGUUCCGGCUGGUCAACCACGGCGUCCCCUGCGACCUCACCGCCCGCCUGUUCGGGCUGGCGCGCGGGCUCCUUGAGCUGGACGCGGCCAACAAGUCCCGGCUGCCCGGCUACUUCUGUGGCACGCCGGCGCUGGCGGCGCUCCCUGUCAAACAGCUCAAUUGGCUCGAGGGGCUGCACGUCGAGGCCGACGACACCGGCGACCGUUCUCAUUCUUCUGCUGACGCUGCUGACGGUGAAGCAGGCGGCAGUGCCUUGGCGGAGUUCAUGGAGGCGGUGAGCGGGGAGUACGUGGCGCACAUGGCGCGCAUCGCUCGCAAGCUGUUCGACACCCUGGCCUGCGGCGAGCUGGGCCUGGACGAGGAGCAGCGGGCGUCGUACCUGACGGAGCGCGGCUGCAUCUUCCGCGCGUACCGGUACCCGGCUACUGCGUCGGGCGCGGGGCGGCGGCAGCUGGGGAUGGAGGCGCACACGGACAGCUCGGUGCUGUCGAUCCUGAACCAGGACAGGGUGGGCGGCCUGCAGGUGCUCUAUGGUGGUAGGUGGCUUGCGAUGCGGCCUAUGGAGGGCGCGCUGGUGGUGAACGUGGGCGACAUGCUGCAGGCGAUGAGCGGGGGCGCGUACCGGAGCCCGGAGCACCGGGUGGUGGCGCCGGGCUGGACGGAGGUGGGCAGGAUGUCGCUCUGCUACUUCGCGUUCCCGCAGGAGGACGCCGUCAUCGUCGGCCCGCCGUCAGCUUGUCGUCAGGAGGAGUUGUACAGGGCGUUCAGCUACCGUGAGUUCCGGGAGCAGGUGCAGGCGGACGUGAAGGCCAGCGGCUCCAAGGUCGGCCUCGCCCGAUUCCGCGUCCCCGUGAGUCAAUCAUAGUCAUGUUCAUUGGACGGGACGGACGGCGCCUUGGAACAAGCCUGAUCGAUCCAUUCUUCUCUUCUUGUCUUGUUGUCAUUUUGUAUAUGUAUAUGGUUGUAGCGGGCCGAGAAAGCUUUUACUCCUACUAAUUAGUGGGCUGGGCUCUUUGUUUUGUUUGUUUGGAUCGAUCAGAUCAGAUCAGAGUCCUUUUAUCUGGCUGGGUUCCGUCCGUACGCACGAGUUGGUUGCGGCACAGUCGGUCGAGUUGGCGCACGCACGCACGGCAUGAUCGGAACGAUGGCC
Molecule: messenger RNA, 1372 nt
Organism: Triticum aestivum (bread wheat)
Lineage: Eukaryota; Viridiplantae; Streptophyta; Magnoliopsida; Poales; Poaceae
Product: gibberellin 2-beta-dioxygenase 8-like
Exons: 1
Coding region: 71-1087 (338 amino acids)
Source: RefSeq, a predicted model, not a curated record